Molecule: messenger RNA, 2132 nt
Organism: Tripterygium wilfordii
Lineage: Eukaryota; Viridiplantae; Streptophyta; Magnoliopsida; Celastrales; Celastraceae
Product: two-component response regulator ARR11
Exons: 6
Coding region: 132-1880 (582 amino acids)
Biological process (GO): phosphorelay signal transduction system; cytokinin-activated signaling pathway
Molecular function (GO): DNA binding; DNA-binding transcription factor activity
Source: RefSeq, a predicted model, not a curated record
GUUCCUCUCUCUAUCUGUCUCUGUUGUGUCUCUUUAAAACCCCAUUUUCUCUUUUUAAAUCGGCAAGACACACAGAUACAGAGAUACUCACUCAUUCCUCAGUGUUCUUCUCUCUGUCUUUAGCCUCCUGAAUGAUGGAGAACGGUUUCUCUUCUCCAAGGAGCGAUGCUUUUCCUUCUGGUCUACGUGUUCUCGUCGUCGAUGACGACCCUACUUGGCUCAAGAUCCUCGAGAAGAUGCUGAAAAGGUGUUCUUAUGAAGUGACUACGUGUUGCUUAGCAAGAGAUGCUUUGAACUUGCUGCGUGAAAGAAAAGAUGGAUAUGACAUUGUAAUCAGUGAUGUCAACAUGCCUGACAUGGAUGGUUUCAAACUUUUAGAGCAUGUUGGACUGGAGAUGGAUCUUCCUGUGAUUAUGAUGUCUGUGGAUGGAGAAACAAGUAGAGUAAUGAAAGGUGUCCAACAUGGAGCUUGUGAUUAUCUUCUUAAGCCUAUAAGAAUGAAAGAGCUCCGAAAUAUAUGGCAGCAUGUCUUAAGAAAGAAGAUACAUGAGGUUAGAGACAUUGAAAAUAUUGAAGGGAUUGACAAUAUUUCCAUCAUGAGAAGUGGAUCGGCUCGGUCUGAUGACUGGCACUUGUUUGGUGGAGAGGAUGUGACUUCAGUCAAGAAAAGAAAAGAUGUUGAGAACAGGCGUGAUGAAUUCAGCGAUUCUUCUUCUACGAAGAAAGCUAGAGUAGUUUGGUCUGUAGAUCUCCAUCAGAAGUUUGUGAAAGCUGUCAAUCAUAUUGGAUUUGAUAAAGUCGGUCCGAAGAAAAUACUUGACUUGAUGAAUGUGCCUGGGUUGACAAGAGAAAAUGUGGCUAGCCACUUGCAGAAAUAUCGGCUCUACUUGAGCAGGUUACAGAAGGAAAAUGAUCUGAAAAAUUCCGUUGGUGGGAUAAAGCAGUCAGAUUCACCUUUCAGGGACUCUGCUGGAAGUUUCGGCCUUCAGAACUCAAUCAACAUUACUCAGAAUGACAUAUCAAAUAGCAGCUUUCUUUAUUCUGGAAAUAAACUUGUCCAAUUUGGGGAUACCAAAAGCCUUGGAGGCGACACGAAGGGAAUUGUUCCGGCUCCUAUUGCAGAACCCAAAAGAGCUUCGACUGUUGAGGUUUCUGAUUCUUGUAAGAGCAGGACUUCUUCACCUUGCUUCAAUAACUCUUUUGGAGCACUGGAAUCAGAAGGGAAUUUUGCAGCAUUUGAUUCGAACUUCCAAACAGAGUAUCCUUGGUCUGUGAUUCCUGAGAUUCAACUCAAACAAGAACAGAAGCCACUCCAGUUAGAGGAGAGCUUCCACCCGCCUCAGCUUCCAGGUCAACACCAUCAAGUCCUAGCUGGUCAUCCGCACCAAGCACAUUCUGUAACAGAGAGGACUAUACCUGCUCCAUUGGAAACUAAGCUUCUGUAUUCUGAUGACAGAAACAGUCAUGUCAACCAUGUAAAUUCGGUUGGAAGGAGUAUUGACUCUUGUCUGGUCGAAACUAAGAAUCAGAUUGUAAAUAACUCUGAUUUUGAGCACACUUCCACCACCACAUCAAGCUCGAAAAAUCAAGGCUUCAACGUGAGUUCCUUUACUGAUCUGGAAUCUGGUCAGUUAACAAUAAACUGCAGAGUUACAUCACCUUCUCCACUUUUGGACGAGGAAUUGCAAGUUCGUUGGCUUCAAGGUGACUGUAAUGCUGUGAAUCUUGCAGUCCAGGAUAAAGAGUUUUCAGGGUACUUUGACCCGGGACUCAUCGCUGAAUUUCCAGUACACUUAUAUGAUGCUUUGAGGUUUGAUUAUGAUCAUCUCUGUGACUCAACCGAAUAUUCUCUAAUAGAUCAAGGUUUAUUUAUAGCCUGAGCUGAAGGUUGGUCAAUAACAUGUGCUUCCCCUGCCAUGUCCUGCCCUUCAUGCUAAGGGUCCUGAGCUACUAUCUCUUAAGCAAACCAGUCUACAAAUGGUUAUUUCUAAUCUAUGCAAUCGAAUAUUAUUUCCCCAUGAUUUUGGACUUUGAUCUUGACUAUGUAAUUACAUCUGUGGUGACAACAUUUGGCAAAAUAAUCUUGUUUCUUGAAGUUCUUCAAUACCAGCUAUGCAUUAAUUUUGUUACAA